GUUCCCGUCAAAUAUUUCAUCUGGCAAAUGCAGCACUAGAGAAUAAAUCAAUAAGUAUUUGAAAGACAGUUCAUAGUUAUAGCUAUAUGGCCCGAGGAAGUGGAACGUUUUAUUUGAAAUUUGAAAUCGAUCAAAGGAAAAAGUUUUGAUGAAUACCAGAUGUGUUACAUACAUGUAUAUAAGAAAUAAAAGAUUCAUCUCGAUUGAAGUAACUAUUCUACUACCUAUUGGGAGAAUAGUUAAAAAAAAGAAGGAAAAAAAAAAUGUUUUACGGAAUUUCCGGAAAUUGAAGCAACAGUGGGGAGUCGAUCGUAAAGUCGAGUGUAGUUAAAAUUUUCGUGACUUGGAAUAAAUUUGGGUGAUUAUGAAUGGAAAUCAGGUCCGUUGGCAAAUUGCUAAGAAAUCGUGGUAUCGUUUAAUUAUUAACAUUGUUUACGUAUCCCAAAGGGAGAAAAAGUGUCGGGAACGUGUGGAAACGGGGUAGAAUCCGUGACGUUCACUGGUCGCAAUAUCACCUGCAGGGGUUAGUUGGUAUUUAGUUGGUGGGGGAAAUGGUCGACAGUGGAGAAGAGUUCGUGCAGGCUGGUGGUUCGCUAGUUAGUUUCGCGGCAGCAAUAACCCCUGAUGCGCGUGUGCAUGUAAGGUAUAAUAACGUGUUAGGAUAGAUUCGCUUAUACAGAGAAAGAGAGACCUGAAAGACUGUUUUCCCUCGGUCGUUCAAUACGCGCGCGCGCGAAACGAAUCGACUUCGUCCAUAGUAUCGUCGAAGUUCUCGUCGGAGACGUCUGUGACUUUACACCCCUUGUUCGAGUGACAAUUCACUGAACAAUAUAUGACAAGGGUGCACCACGGUUUCCAUUCCUGUUCUCCUUUAUCUUCGUUUCUAUCUUUUCCCAGUCUAUUUAUUUCCUAUCAAUCCGUUCCUCUUUUUACCGCUUCUUCUUCUCACCCACCAAUUAUAUUUACAUAUGGGCCACGUUUCACCCUUGUCCCGUCUCUGUUUUCACUCGUAACACCUACUAUCUUAUCAACCUUCGUUCGUUUUUUUUCCCCUCACCUUGUAUCGUUCAUCGUCGCAUCGUUGUCAUCUCGUUCGAACGAUGUCGAGGACGAGAUGUUCGUAACACUUUGGAUAAAACAGGUGGUAACUAUGGCCUGCCAGUGCUAUACGGAGUGACCAGCAAGAAACCGAUUGAUUUUGUGUCAUUUUCCAUCCUAUUGUUGUUCGACAUCAUUGUAAACGUCGCAAUGCAAUUAACUGUGGAAUCGUGUGUGAACGAUAUCGAGGGGACGACAUCGCAGGACAGACCGGAUUAAGAGUAAAACACGCAUCGAAACAUCAAGGGAAAUCCUGCAACGUUUCUCCUGCUUCAACUUAUAGCUCUCCCUUUUCUCCUUCUGCCUCUUGCUCCCUCUCACUCCCUCUGAUUUUUUCCCUUCUCACAUAAUCGUUUCUUGCGGAUUCGAUUUACUUUUCGACUUUCUUAUCGCUUGGUGGUGAAACGCGUCACAGUGGCACGAUCGUCAUCGACGAAAAAAGAAGAAUCUAUAUACUGUACCGCGACACACAUUCGAGCUCGCGCUCAGUCAAUAGCAGCUGCAUCCUUUGAAAUUUCAAAAGAACCACCAGCAGGAAGCAUUCGCGAGGGUCGAAACAGAGGAGACCGUGGACUUCGAAUGAGCCACGAACAAGCUAUUGAAAGAAACUGCCCUCCCACCGUAUAACGUGGUGUAUAUUAAAGGAUCCUAAGGAGGAAGAGCUACUUAAAGACAGUAUUAUGUGUUUCAAUUAUAUAGGACAAAUAACGUAGAAGAAAGUAAUGUAGGAACAGGUUAGGAAAUCGUCGAGGAGCGAAAGGAGCGGAACGGAAGGUAACUAAGGGAAAACGAACGAAGUGACAAGCUCUAUAUAGGAAAUCCGCAACAAUGAAAGCUACAAAUUCCGGUGAGCCGAGGAACCAAAGAUUCCAAUGAUACCUUCGCAAGCUGGCCGUGAGGGAUAUAAAGGUUCUCCCAACCCUCCGAGCAACAGCUCCGAGGACAAUGGCUUCGCUAAUCGACCUCGAGUGGCGGGCCUUUACGCGACGAACCUCUUCAGAGAAGAGCCCGUUCGAUUCUCGUCAGGAGAAACUACUCGAUCUCAUGGUACCGCGCGAGAUAUUCUUGAGAGAUCGACGCAAGAGAUUGGAAGUCAAAGAAGUUUAAACCUUCCUACCAGCGUUCCCGAAGAAUUCGAGCUUUUGGAUCGUUCGAGGAUCGGGAUAUCGAGAACGCCGCAACCAUCGAGGAAAGAGGAAGCUAGCGCGUUUCGUUAUGAAUCCAGACCUAGAAGGGAUUACCAUGGAUCGUCGUCGUCGUCCACGGAAAAAAUUCGCGCGAGGGAACAGGAACGUCACGAGGAACGCGUCGCGCGCGUUACCGACGCGUAUUCUCUUCGGGGAUCCCUACUCGAGUUCCCGCGUUCGGAUGAAACGGCGUGGAUGAAAUCUAACGUUGACAAUUCGAAAGUAUCGAAUAACGAUUAUGCCGGUAGGCGAGGUCAAGAAAGUAGUUCGACUUUUCCCUCGGCUUCUGCUUCGAUACUCAUAUCGCCCGCCAGUGAAACUAGUGAAUGUCACGUGAUAUCCCCACCAGAGGUGGAGAAGCCAUCCCCACCACCGUACACGGGCCUCAGUCCGCCAGAGUAUAGGGGAAACGAGUAUGAAAAUAGUGAAACUCCGUCGCCGAUUUUUCCUUCGUAUCCUUUGUCAUCUUACGCGGAAGAAACGCGUCAUAGACGAUCUUCCUCUUUGGACGCGGAGCUUCGAUACGCGUUACGAGACGAUCGUUCGAGAUCAGAGAAUCGAUUCGAAUCUUCGAUCGUCGACCGCGAGGAAGCUUCUGGUACCGGUAGAUCGAGGCAAAUCGAUCACCAGGAGCCGUCGGAAUCGAACGUGGUAAUCGAAAAAUCCGCGGACGAGGUAACCUCGAGAUUCAGGGACGUAGCAAGAUUAAGACCCCCUUUGACAGCGGCUGCAGGCGCAUCGGCCGAUUCCGGAACCGGUGAUUCCGGAAGCGCAGAAAUUCAAGUAGAUCCUAUCGGUACACCUCGAGUAACAACUGCCGGCGAUUCUUCCGGCGAUGGAAGGGACGAAACCGGAAACGGUACUGCCACCAGUAAAUCGUCUAUUAAGACACCAACUGGAAACAAUAAGCAAACGGUGAAGCUCUUUACGAAGGAAAGUCUCGACAGGUUGGAAAACAGAACCGUGCAACUCGUCAGGGAUUAUGGCUUUCAACCGAAGAGACGAAUGUCCGUUGAGGAUGGCGCGGUGCUUCCAAACAAAUACGAACCUUUCCCAACCGAGCUUUACGGUAGACCACUCGAGGAAAUCGACAACUUUAUAUACGACGAGACAUUUUGCGUGGUAUCGAAGAGGUUUCGUAAGAAUUACAUUCACAGAUUUACGGCAACAAGCAGUUGGUUCAUAUUUUCUCCAUGGAAUCCUAUAAGACGGUAUUGUAUCUUCCUAAGCACGAAUCAGUACUUCGAUUACUUGGUCAUGGCUACGAUAAUAUUAAAUUGUGCCUUCCUCGCCAUGACGGAAACUAUCGAGGAAGCCGAAUAUAUAUUCUUAGCUAUAUACACGGCCGAAAUGGUAAUAAAAUCAAUAGCCAAGGGAUUUGUGCUCAAUAAGUAUACUUAUCUGCGAAAUCCAUGGAACUGGUUAGAUUUCGUAGUGAUCACUAGCGGCUACGCAACUAUAGGGAUGGAAGUAGGAAAUUUAGCUGGACUUAGAACAUUUCGAGUUUUGAGAGCCCUCAAAACUGUUUCAAUUUUGCCUGGUUUAAAAACCAUCAUCAACGCAUUGUUACAUAGUUUUAAGCAACUUGCCGAGGUAAUGACGCUCACGAUCUUUUGUCUGAUGGUUUUUGCAUUGUUCGCCCUGCAAGUUUACAUGGGCGAGCUUCGAAACAAAUGUGUGAAAAAUUUGGAGUCUAAUAAUACAGAAAUCGACUGGCACGAGUGGACUUGGAACUCAUCCAACUGGGCAUUCAACGAAGAUGAAGAACCAAUAAUUUGCGGUAACGCAACUGGCGCCAGGCACUGCAACGAGAGCUAUAUCUGCCUUUGCGUUGGCCCAAAUCCAAACCACGGGUAUACAAAUUUCGACAACUUCCUGUGGUCAAUGCUCACCACCUUUCAGUUGAUUACAUUGGACUACUGGGAAGACGUCUACAAUAAGGUAUUGUCGGCGUGCGGACCUAUCAGCGUCUCGUUCUUCACGGUGGUCGUGUUUUUUGGCUCAUUUUAUUUAAUCAAUCUAAUGCUCGCGGUCGUUGCACUGAGCUACGAAGAGGAAGCCGAAAUAACGAACGAGGAAAGACGGAAAGAUUUAACCGACCAUCGCGAGGACUCGACGUUUAGUUUCGACCCGACAAAAAUCAACGUCAAGACACUUGCUAAAGAGAAACAAAAGAAAUUAGAUGCUAGGAAAGGCGUUCUUCUAAGUAGUUACACGCGUAAGAAAACGCGAAGAAGAAGACGUGGAAGAAGCAACGUUGGCUCCAGCUCGUCUGGUCAAGAUAGAAGCGGUUCUGUGCCAAGCAGAUCGGUAACACCGAGCCCGAGUCCAAGUCCAAGGCAUUCGAAUGUCCGACCAUCUCAUUUAGCUCUCCAAAACGUCAGCCCACGAACGGUAGAGAACAAUACCGUUCACAGGCUGGCACCGAAUCGUGGGAUGCUCCAUUCUCGUCAGGCAAGCAACAACAGUAAUCAACAAUCGUCGUUGGACGACUCAGGGGUGGUCGACGACCACGAUGCCGACGACGUAACGUCUGUAGAGGAACACGAUAGGCGGGACAAUAAAGAAUCUAGAUCCGACUGGCACGAGAGAGUACCUACUAACAAUAAUGGCGAUGCCAAUGCCGAAUCUAGUACCGGAACGAGAAACGGUAUCAAUAACGAGACCGAAGGUGACCGAGAAAAAUCACAACCUUCCCGUUCCGGUGGUUUUCGUGCCCCUACAAACGUUUCUGCUUCUCUCGGUACCGGAACUACGCGAGAGAUCAGAGUGUUCAAGUGCAACGGUGUGAAAACAAAGAAACAAAUGUACACCCUGCCCCCAGAGUAUUUGUCGCAUAUUGUUAUUUUAGAUGAUCUUCCUGAUAGAAAUUGCGAGAAGUGUAUUCAAUGCUGUGUAGAUUACGAGGGUUGGCUACGAUUUCAGAAUUGUUUAUAUAAGGUAGUGAGAGAUCCGCUAUUCGAGUUAACGAUCACGCUGUGCAUCGUCCUGAACACCGGUUUCCUGGCGAUGGAACACCACGGGAUGAGCGAGUCUAUACGACAGGCUCUGAACAUCGGCAACAAAGUGUUCACCAGUAUCUUCACCUUUGAAUGUUUACUGAAGCUGUUAGCGUUGAGCAAAGAUUUCUUUGCCAACGGAUGGAACAAUUUCGAUUUGAUAAUAGUGUCAGCGUCUCUGAUAGAUCUUACCUUCGAGCUGGUAGACGGUCUCUCAGUGAUACGCGGACUGAGACUUCUUCGAGUAUUAAAAUUGGCCCAGUCAUGGACGACGAUGAAGGUCCUCCUAAGUAUCAUCAUCUCGACGAUCGGUGCACUUGGAAACCUGACUCUGGUUUUGGUGAUCGUGAUCUACAUAUUCGCCGUGAUCGGUAUGCAAUUGUUCAGCAAAGACUAUACAUUGGACAAGUUUUAUCCGGACCCGGUACCGCGUUGGAACUUCAACGAUUUCUUUCAUUCGUUCAUGAUGAUAUUUCGUAUACUUUGCGGCGAAUGGAUCGAGCCUCUGUGGGAUUGCAUGCGAGCGGAAGAGGAAGACGGACCCGAGGCUUGUUUCGCCAUAUUUUUGCCAGCUCUUGUCAUGGGUAAUUUUAUGGUACUGAAUCUCUUCCUUGCUUUGCUGCUCAACAGUUUCAACUCGGAGGAGCUUAAACAGAAGAAAGAGGAAGUCGGCGAAGACUCGAAACUCGCCAGAUCGUUCGAUCGCAUACGUUCCAUCAUACGUAAGAACAAAUGCUCGCGUUUUGCCCAAGGCGGUACGAAGAGCAGAGGCGAGGAUGCACGUUUGGAAAAGAUUGUGCGACGCGUUAUGGAUAGAUCCGACAACGAGACUAACUACGCUAUUCAAGAGACUGUGCUCAGCCUUCCAAAAGAUAACUCUCAGUUGGAGAAGCAGAAAUACGAACAAUGGGAGAAAGACGAGGAUGAGGAGGAGGAGGAGGAGGAGGAGGAGGACGAAGAGGAACGAGCCGAGGAAUCGCACGGCGACCAAGGUAAUUCGAACAGAAGAAAAGAAACCGAAUCGAAGGAAAGUAAUUUAGAGGAAUAUCAAGAGCACGAGAUUACAAAAGACUCGUCGACUAAAGCACCGGCUGAGGAAAGAAUAGCGAUGCUACCUCAAGAGGAUCCUUUUCCAAAACGCGAAGAUCGUGUACCAAAACGACCAUGGCAUGCACUGGUUAGUUACGUAGACGAACUGACCGUUGGUGGUAGAAGAGACAGUAAAGGAAAGUACAUUGAUGGUAUGGGAUCGUUUCCUGGUUUUGGAAGGAACAAUCGUCGUAAGGAACCGCAAGAUUGUUUUCCACGACAGUGUUACCAGAAGUGUACCUGCAUCGAACGAUGCGUUGCAACGACUAUCGGCAAAAAAUGGAUCAGACUACGAACGAUAGUUCUAUCGGUCGUUGAUACACCUGGCUUUGAAUGGAUGAUAUUGGUUUUCAUUUUUGCAUCCUCCAUAACACUUUGUUUCGAAGAUAUUUAUCUAGAUGAUAAUCCUUUUUUGAAGAAAAUUCUCUAUUGGACCAAUCUUGGCUUCUGUGCGCUUUUUAGUAUUGAGAUGUUACUCAAGUGGCUAGCUCUGGGUUUCUGCAAAUAUUUCACCAGUUUUUGGACUAUCUUGGAUUUUAUAAUCGUUUUUGUAUCAACAUUUAGUCUGUUGAUAGAAGAGAACGAAAAUUUGAAAGUGUUAAGAUCUUUAAGAACUCUACGAGCACUGAGACCAUUGCGAGCGAUAUCGAGAUGGCAAGGCAUGAGGAUCGUAGUGAACGCGUUGAUGUAUGCGAUACCUAGUAUAUUCAACGUGCUCCUCGUCUGUCUCGUGUUCUGGCUGAUAUUUUCUAUAAUGGGUGUACAAUUUUUUGGCGGGAAAUUUUUUAAAUGCGUUGACGAGUACGGUGAAUUGUUAGAUAUAUCGAUCGUUGAUACGAGGGACGAUUGUCUGCGAAAAAAUUACUCGUGGGAAAAUAGUAAAAUCACUUUUGAUCACGUUGGGAUAGCGUACUUGGCCCUAUUUCAAGUAGCCACGUUCGAGGGAUGGAUGGAGGUAAUGCAGGACGCAGUAGAUGCAAGAGGGGUAGAUCUUCAGCCUCAAAGAGAAGCAAAUAUCUACGCGUAUUUGUACUUUGUGAUAUUCAUCGUUUGCGGCUCUUUUUUUACACUGAAUCUAUUUAUCGGAGUUAUUAUAGACAACUUUAACAUGUUGAAGAAAAAGUACGAAGGUGGGGUGCUAGAAAUGUUUUUGACCGAAAGUCAAAAGCACUACUACACUGCCAUGAAAAAGCUCGGCCGUAAAAAGCCGCAAAAAGUGAUCAAGCGUCCGAUGAAUCAAAUCCUCGCAAUGUUUUACGACCUAUCAAAUUCCCGCAGAUUCGAAAUAGCAAUUUUUAUUUUGAUAUUCUUAAACAUGCUGACUAUGGGAAUCGAGCAUUACGGUCAGCCGCAUCCGAUUUUCUUCGUCCUCGAAGUGUCGAACGCAUUUUUCACGACGGUAUUCGGAUUAGAAGCGAUCGUUAAGAUAAUAGGACUUCGAUAUCAUUAUUUCACCGUACCGUGGAAUCUGUUCGAUUUCCUUCUGGUACUCGCUUCGAUUUUAGGAAUAUUAAUGGAGGAUAUUAUGGUAGACUUUCCUGUGUCCCCGACGCUCCUGCGAGUCGUGAGAGUGUUCAGAAUCGGUCGAAUCUUGAGGCUAAUCAAAGCCGCUAAAGGUAUUCGAAAACUACUCUUCGCUCUGGUGGUCAGUCUUCCAGCGCUGUUCAACAUCGGUGCCCUUUUAGCCUUGAUUACAUUUAUUUAUGCCAUUAUCGGCAUGUCGGUCUUUGGUCAUGUUAAGAAACAAGGCGCUCUUGACGAUAUGGUAAAUUUCGAAACUUUCGGUAGAAGCAUGCAAUUAUUAUUUCGGUUAAUGACAUCAGCCGGUUGGAACGACGUCUUAGAGUCUCUGAUGGUACAACCACCAGAUUGCGAUCCGACUCCGACUAGCCGACAAAUGAACGGAAAUUGCGGAUACCCUCUCUUGGCAAUAACUUACUUUACUUCCUUUAUCAUAAUCAGUUACAUGAUCGUAAUCAAUAUGUAUAUCGCCAUCAUUCUUGAAAACUUUAAUCAGGCCCAUCAGGAAGAAGAGAUCGGUAUCGUCGAGGAUGAUUUAGAAAUGUUCUACAUCCGAUGGUCCAAGUAUGAUCCGCACGCAACACAGUUCAUAAACUUUUCGCAAUUAAGCGAUUUCAUAGCGAGCCUAGACCCACCAUUAGGAAUAUCGAAGCCCAACAUGGUUGCGUUGGUUAGCUUCAAUCUUCCUAUCGCUAAGGGUAAUAAGAUUCAUUGUCUGGACAUUCUGCACGCACUUGUCAAGCACGUUCUUGGACACGUCGAGGAGUCCGAGGAUUUCCGAAAGUUACAGGAACAGAUGGACAUCAAGUUCAAGAAACAAUUUCCUACUCGUAAAGAACUUGAAAUUGUUUCUUCAACGAGAAUGUGGAAACGUCAGGACAAAGCUGCUAGAUUGAUACAGAGUACUAUCAGGGAUUAUAUAAUGGCAAAGAAGGAACGCGAAAGGGUUGCUCAAGAGGUGGAUUCACAGACCCAAACGUCAAGCCCUGGUGUUGGGAAUGAGGGUAGGGGCGGGGGUGGAUGGAGUGGCAAAGUAUCGGCUUUUUUGCAUGUACAUAGAGGUAGCCGUGCCAGUAGCCGCAAGUCCUCGAGGGCCAGCGACGCCAGCGAUUUCAGCGAGCUCGGUGCCGCUUCGGCAUGGCUUUUUCCAAAUUUGCCUCUGCUGUUGCUCUCCGGCGCCACCGGUACUCAUGAGGACCUGCCUCCUCCUGCUCUGACCGUAUCCCGUCCCUCACCAACCACCGAACAGCAAUCGUUUGUCGGUUCCUCUAAUGCUAGUGCUACUUCCUCCGAUCUACACGCCAGAUCGAUCGCGGGACCGACCCUCGGCCGACAAGAUGCCGUUGAAAGUUAUCCCGACGAGGAAGUUCCAAGUCUUCCUACGAAGCGCAGAUCACUUCCACCGAGUGUCACAACGCUCUCUCUGAACACGUUACAUCGCGAUAUCAAAGAAGCAUUUAGCAGACGUUGCGGUAGCCUUCGAAAGAAACAUCAACCAGCUACUGAACCAGCCCCGCUGCCAAUCGAAUCAACCGACGUAAGCAUACUUGUCACGGAACCCAGUCCAGAGAAUACAGCGCCACCCUCGAGACCAGCACUCCUUAGACGACAAUCCGCCGCUACGGUCGUACAUGUUCUCGUUCACAGAGAGAGCGAAGAAUACCGAGACACGCAACCGGAAAAUGCUAGUUGAUCUUAGACCAUUUAAACGCUCAACAAACACAACCCCUUUUCGAAUAUCAGUGUAUAACGAGAGAGAGAGAGAGAGAGGCUAGGCUUGAAAAGCCAGCAAGUUUUGUUAUCGCGUUACGGGUAACCUCGAUACUUAAUCCGGUUCCUUCUCCUCUCCCCCUUUCUUUGACGUGGUUGCCUUAUCUCAUCGUUCAUCUCGGAAUCCUUUCACUGUUUCCAUCUAGAACAUAUUGGAAAGGAUUCACUUGAAGUAUUAGAAUACUUUUGACAAUUAUUUCUUACAAUCUAUCUACACUUUGUAACUUUAUAAACGUAUUUAUUCUUAUAUUUCAAUUUUAUCCGAACGACACCAAAUACGACACGAGUAUACCUUUCUUUCUCUUCUUAGAAAAGCAAUAUCUUGGUAGCCAUUUUGAAUCCUAUAAUAGUGAAUAAUAGGAGCCCGCGUGAUCCCGAACUUUGGAUGGUGACGGAACGGAAAAUUCUUGGCGAGAUCUCGAUACUGUGAUAUUUGUUUAUUUAUUUAUUUAUUUAUUCGUUUGUGAUAAAUGGGCAGAGUUUAAUAGUUUUCCAUCCCGUCCGAAAGUUCUGGUAACUCGGGACGAUCCGCGCACCUUUAGCGAAUAACUCUAAUCUUUUAACGAUCGUUCGGUAACGAGCUUAAAAUCUUUUUCCUUACGCGGUAAAGGUAUAAUAUUCAAAUCGAAAGUAUAGCUCGAAUAUUUGAAAUUGAUUCGAUACCGAGAUUCUUCUACCACAAUUUUAAGAAAGCGAUUGGACCAAUUUAACGAGAUAUGCUUGAAAACUCCGAUCCCUUUUUCACUUAAAUCACUGGAUUAGAUUCACGAAUCUACUCGCUAUAUUAAUGAGACAAAUUAAUAAUAGUUACAAUGAAAAAAUAGAGAAUAAUACUGCCUCGAAUAGUAUAGAAUUUUUAAUUUAUAAUUGUUUUGAAGGAAAAAUACGAGAAGGACAAGGAAAAGAGAGGGAAAGAGAAGAUGGAAAGAGGAAAACUACGCGCGAAUUUUCCAAAAUAAUGAACGAUUAUGUUAUAACGAUGUUAUAUCACUGUUUCUUCACAUUUUUAAAAUGAGAAAAAAAAAAAAAAAAAAAAAUAAUAAUGUAGCUUUACCAGUAUCGCUAUCGACUUCCUGUGCGAUGCCAGUUAACGUAGAACAUUAAUGUAUAUGUGGAGGUUCGGCUUAACCGAAAAAGUUAUUCACAUUACAGUAUUCCUAAUACGUAAUGAGGUUACAUGCUUACAUUAUGGCGUACUUACGUACAAUUUUGUGAGAUUCGUCCUGUACCUUUUAGAAAAGAGAAAAGAGAAAAAAAAAAGCUUUUUCUUCUGGACACGUUCCAUUGAACAGCUUAGUGAUCGAUAUUAAGCUUUCCAUUAAUCAAUAUUUUCAAGUCAAUAUUUUCUUCUUAAUUAAUAUCAAAGCAAAUGUACACCAUUUCUUUGUUUAAUCUUGCACAAAUUAAAAUAAGGAUAAAUAAUUACUUGCACAUGAAUUUACUCACAAAUUUUUACAAGUACAAUUUUCUACAUCUUUUUUAAUUUCUACAUUUAAGUGGAAAACGUGAAGUCGAUCGCUAGCGAGCAACAGAAUAAGAUAUCUGUUAAAUAAUAUACAAAUAUUGUUGGUUAUUGUUAAUAUUAUUGAACGCUGGAUCAUGUUCAGAAGAGGUAGCUACGCCCCUUUAAUGUUUUUUCGCGUUAUGUGUUUUAAAUACGGAACGAAUUUAAUUUGACAGAUUGUACGAAUAAUUGCACAUAUUAUUCGAAUGAUAAUUACAAAUAAAACGAAAAUUAUUCGAAAAUUACGAAUAUUCUUUUAUUUGAAUAAUAUAGGUAAUUAAUUCGAAUAAUAUACAGAAAUUGUUCGUUUCUUGUUCAUUUUUAAAUUUUGUUCACUGUAUCGAAUGAUAUACAUAUCGAUAAUAGAUCGAAUAUUCAAAAGUUGGCUAUGGUAUGAAUAUGUAUAAAUAAUUUUCGCGUUUGACAUAAUUUUUCGUCUUAAAUUUGUGCAACAAAGUAACGAAGGAACAUGUAUCGCAAACAGCUGUGCAUAUAACAUAAAAUUGAAAGCUGAGAUUUAAAAAAAAAAAGGAAAGGAAGAGGAGGAGAGGGAAAGAAAGUGAUAGAGAUGAUGGGAAAGAGCACAAAGUAUAAAAAAGAAGACAAAAAAAAAAAAAAAUGAGAGAAAGGAACAACGAAUUUUGUAGUAAUUAGUUACAUUUUUACUGUAACCUUAUCAGUCCGUCUUUAGUUGUUUAUUUAGUAUUUAGAUCUCUCAUAUAAGAACAGAAAACUUAUUGAUUUAGAUGAGGAUAGAUUUUCAUCUUUACCUUUUUCAAUUUUCCUUUUCACAAAUAAUUAUUGCCAUUAACACGCCACGACCUCUUGUCGACCUCUAGUGCCUAUUAGAAGAAAAAAAAAAAACAAAAACAAAAAACGAUUGUGAGUUAAUAUACAUAUACAGAAGUAUAAACAUGUAUAUUAGAUUUUCAUAUUAAAAAAAAGAAAUGUAUUCGUACGAGGAAAAAUGGUACGAGUUAAAUUUAUGUAAACCUCUUGCUAGAACGUACGACGGUACGUUACUUUUAGAGUUUAGCAUUUGAUGCUUAAUGCUUGGAUAAAUCUGUUUUUCGCGUGUUAAUUACAAGAUAAUAUAGCAUCGAGGAUCAUGUGAAAAAAAAAAGAAGAAAUGUUAAUGAAUCAUACGAAUAGAAAUUCAACCAAGAGCAAAAUUGAAUGUUUUUUGAAAAGAAAAAAAGAAAUCCAAUUCCAGAAAUGUGAUUUUUGCAGGACACGAAGCGUAAAUGUAUGCAUCAUGUCAAUUAAAGGCAUAAAUAUAUUGUACUUAAUUCGUAACUGACGUGUUUACACGCGAUACGUCUAGAAUACUAUAGGUACUUAUAAAUAUACCAAAACACAAGAGACUGGACAUACAUGACCUUGCUAUCCCAAUACCUGAGGAUAGUGAAAUUCCAAAGAAAAAAAAAAAAAAAAUAAAUAAAUUGUACAAUCACGAUCGGGUAUCCUGUGGGAACCCGACAAUUUUUUUAGAUAUUAUAGCUUUUCUGCGCAUUUUUCUGCGUGUCUGCGUGCUGCGUGCGUGUUGUGUGAAUAAAAAUUCGAUAGGAUAAAGUCUGCUCAAAAUGCCUACCGCGUACUUAAAACACACUGUCAGGUUGCACUUGAGUAAUUAUUCAAUUAUUAUUGCAAUUUAUAGCUUUUUUCUUUAAAAGAAAAAAAUGCUGGCACGUACGAUUGAUCGUUUAGUUGGUCGUUCGUCCCAGUUCGUUCAACGUUUCUCACGUUUUUUGAUAAAAAAUAAUCAAAGUGACAAUAUUGUUCACGCAGUAUAAUACAAUAAUAUGUAUAAAA
This is a messenger RNA of Osmia lignaria (orchard mason bee), 12980 nucleotides long. Its product is annotated as sodium channel protein 60E. Gene Ontology annotation, cellular component: plasma membrane; voltage-gated sodium channel complex. Gene Ontology annotation, biological process: neuronal action potential; membrane depolarization during action potential; sodium ion transmembrane transport. NCBI's taxonomy places the organism in Eukaryota, Metazoa, Arthropoda, Insecta, Hymenoptera, Megachilidae. Gene Ontology annotation, molecular function: voltage-gated sodium channel activity. The record is from RefSeq and is a predicted model, not a curated record.